AUGCACCGGCAAAUCCUCGGCCCGACACCCCUGCUCCAAAUUUCGAGAUGCGUCCAACACCACAGACCACGGACCGUCAUACCAUCACCAACUCCUCCUCGACCAAGCAUAGAUGCGGCCGUCAAGAUGCUCUACGAGCUAAUAGCAAUUGUCCGACCAGGCAACCUAGGCGAAGUAAAGGAAAUCGCCCAAACAGUCGGCUCCCUCGUCCUUCGAAACGGCGGCGUCGUCCGCGGCCUCGACAACUGGGGCAUCUUCUCCCUCCCCAAGCCCAUCUCCGUGCACCAAAUGAAGCACACACACGGGCACUACUUCGUCAUGCGGUACGACUCGUCAACCAAGGUCCACCAGAACGUGCGAACGACGCUGCGUCUGGAACCCCGCAUGAUUCGCUCGGCGCACGUGAAGCUCGGCGACGGCAAGCUAAGCACCUUGUCGGGGUUUGGGGAGCCAAAGUGGAGGACCCAAGGCAGCGAGGCGUGA
This is a messenger RNA of Metarhizium brunneum ARSEF 3297, 483 nucleotides long. RefSeq names its product mitochondrial 37S ribosomal protein bS6m (gene MRP17). Gene Ontology annotation, biological process: translation. NCBI's taxonomy places the organism in Eukaryota, Fungi, Ascomycota, Sordariomycetes, Hypocreales, Clavicipitaceae. Gene Ontology annotation, molecular function: structural constituent of ribosome; small ribosomal subunit rRNA binding. Gene Ontology annotation, cellular component: ribosome; mitochondrial small ribosomal subunit. The record is from RefSeq and is a predicted model, not a curated record.